UCCCUUUUCCUCGCUUUUCGCUUUUCUACAUAGUAUUUAAGCAAUCCCGUCUCCCAGGACACGGCCGCAUUUGCCCCUCGUCCUUACUAUGAUACGAGGAGAAGGUGAAUUUGAAGAAGUCCCAAUCGAAGUCCAUCCCUCGCCCUAUCACUGUCCCUGUCACUGCCACUGCCACUGCCACUGUCGUUGCUACUACUGUAGCUACCCUCGCUUCUACUACCUUAACUCUAUCUUUCCUUCAACGACACUCGUACACUGGGAUUGCUUCUCGGCCUGCCUGUGCCAUUGAAUCGAAGGCCCUGACAAGUAUUCAAUAUACACUGUAUCUGCUUACAAAAAAUCUCCAUCGUCACCUACAAAACCCGGACCAGCGGAAGCAGUCCAAAAAAAAGCCAAUCUCGAAAAACUAACCAUGGUGCUCCCCCAUGGUCCGCAGACCGCCGGAGACUGCCAGAUUGUGUACGAGCUUGAUCGCGAAGCCGUCGAACGAGCAGCAGAAUACGGCACCCUCGAGGAUGAAAUCCAGCGGCAGAAGACACACAUAUCGACGCUACCCAACGACUCGGAGGAAGAUGACCGCAGCAGCGACACCCGCGGCUCCCAGGUGGGGACUGACUACAAAUACCUCGAGUGGACAACACCGGUCGAGGAGCUCUGUCCCAACCCUGGACAGCUGCCGCGUGGAGUGAUUGAGGUUGUGGAUCCGUUUCGCUGGGGAAAUACCAAGAAGAAUGUUACGCUCGCUCUCUGCUGCGCUUCCACGUUUGUGGCGGCCUACACCGCGGGUGCCUACACCAGUGGGCUGGCGCAGAUGGAGGUCGAGUGGAAUAUGGAGAGGGUGCCGUUGCUGGUUGGCGUUACGUGCUACACCACGGGAUUCGCUAUUGCUCCCAUGUUUCUUGCGCCGCUGUCGGAGGUGUACGGUCGUCGAAAUGUGUUUUUGGCGUCAUACAUCCUUUUCACUGUAUGUACGUUGGCUUGCGCGCUUACCGACAACUAUGCGGGAAUGCUGGUGGCCCGCAUCUUCCUCGGCGUGGGAGGUAGUACCUUCUCGACUCUCUGCGGAGGUGUCAUCUCGGAUAUCUACCAUGCCGAGUUUCGAGGAUUUCCCAUGGCUUGCUUCUCGACGGUUGCCUUGUUCGGCACAGGUGCUGGUCCGCUGGUCAGCGGGUUCAUUGCGGAGUAUAUGAACUGGCGAUGGAUCCAUUGGGUUCAGCUCAUCUUCAACGCCGUCUUGCUGGUGGCUGCUGCGAUCUGGUUCAAAGAGACGCGAGGAAGUGUACUAUUGAUCCGCCGGGCGAAGGCGCUCAACAAGUACCUCGACGAACAUUGCCACGAGGGGGUCGACCCAGCGACCGAGAAGGGUAGCCUACGUGUCCGCUGGAAGGUCAAGGCCGAAGAAGAGCGAGCCGGCCUGUCUCAGAUGGUGCGAGUGUCGCUCACGCGGCCAUUCCACCUCCUCUUUACCGAGCCCGUCGUGUUCUUCUUCAGUCUGUGGACCGCAUUCAGCUGGGGAAUCCUCUACCUAUUCCUCCAGGGUGUCCCGCUGGUCUUCCAGACAUCGCACAAGUUCACCAUCUCCCAGGUCGGUUCGGUCUUCACGUCGAUGUGCAUAGCUUCGUUCCUUGCACUCGGCCUUAACAGUCUCGUCGAGGGCUCAGCGCGGCGCUUCAUGCCCCAGGCCAAAGGCCCCGAAACCCGGCUCUACGCUUCGUGCACGCUCGGGGCCCUCCUCCCCAUCGGCAUGUUCUGGUUCGGAUGGACGUCCUUCCCCAGCCAACACUGGAUUCUCCCCACCUGUGCUGUGGGCGCGGUGACGAUCGGGAUCUUCUCGGUGUAUCUGGCAGUGUUCAACUACUUUGCCGACACGUACCACCGGUACGCGAGCUCCGCCCUCGCCGCGCAAUCCUUUUGCCGCAACAUGCUCGCCGGGUUCUUCCCGCUGAUCACGGACGCCAUGUACCACCGCAUGACGUUCCAGGGAGCCAGCAGCUUCCUCGGCGGCGUGGGCCUGAUGCUCAGCAUCAUCCCCUGGGUCCUUGUCGUCUACGGCGAUAGGAUCAGACGGAGAAGCAAGUUUGCCAGCGAGAUCAUGGAGGUGUAGUACAGCAUCCCGCAUCUCGCAUCUCGCAGCGGCAGUUUUGCUGCUGUCUGUUUCUAUUUUUUUCUUGAUUUUUCUUUCGUUUUUUCUGCCUUUUUUUCUUCUUUCUUUCUCGGUAUUUGCUUUACUUCGCAAUACAUAUGGCUGCGUUACAUCGUACAAAAGUUCUUGAAGUACAUACGGCGGCAGAAUUCACGGUACAUAAUUUUUUCUUCUUGUUUUUGUCUUUUUUUUCUUUGCAUUUACUUUUCUUUUUCUGAAUUCUUUACCAUUUGCUUUGCAUUCUGCGGAUUUUUUUUCUACUCUAGUUUCUACAUGUUACGACGAGAUCGGGCUACUCUACUCUAGACGGAGUUGGGACAUUUCGGAUCGGGCUCGGGAAGUAGACGGGGCAUGGCGGCGGG
Molecule: messenger RNA, 2505 nt
Organism: Tricharina praecox
Lineage: Eukaryota; Fungi; Ascomycota; Pezizomycetes; Pezizales; Pyronemataceae
Product: major facilitator superfamily domain-containing protein
Exons: 4
Coding region: 413-2104 (563 amino acids)
Biological process (GO): transmembrane transport
Cellular component (GO): membrane
Molecular function (GO): transmembrane transporter activity
Source: RefSeq, a predicted model, not a curated record